This is a messenger RNA of Sorex fumeus (smoky shrew), 3483 nucleotides long. RefSeq names its product family with sequence similarity 107 member B (gene FAM107B). The transcript is spliced from 5 exons. Lineage: Eukaryota; Metazoa; Chordata; Mammalia; Eulipotyphla; Soricidae. The record is from RefSeq and is a predicted model, not a curated record. The coding region runs from base 1 to 912 and encodes 303 amino acids.
AUGUCCACGUGGAAGUCCAGGCUUGCCAAAAGACUGACACUUCCACCGGGAAGGAUGCAUCCAUUCCCCUGCUCCGCGCUGCUGGCUUGUUUUGGGAGCACGCGGGACAACCCUCCCUUCGACCAGCCCAGCGUGGUGGACGCUCAUGCCACUGUCCAUGGGCAGCCACAUGCCAAGACUGGCCGGCACACAGGUCCCACACCAGGGGAGGAAGGAGCCCUGGAGCAGCGAGAUGCCAGUUUACACACGGAGAGAAAUGGUGGUGCCAGAAGGAAUUCGAGUGACCACAGCACCGGUCAGCCCACUCGGCCACCUGAGGACUUGCCCAGCUCCCCAGACGGGGAAGCAACUCCCCUUCAGACGUCUAUCCCCCGACCAUCCAUCGUUGAAAUGCCAAUGGAAGCGGAGGGAUCCCAAGAAGAGCCUCACUGCCUUGAGUUGGGACAGAAGACGACAUCAGACAGCCCGCGAGAGAGUCCUGACCCCAAGGACACGUAUCUCCUCCCGAGAAACAUCAUGGCGGAACCCGACUACCUGGACGAUGACAACCCUGAGCUGAUCCAGCCCCAGAAGCUGAUCAACCCUGUCAAGAUGUCCCGGAACCACCAGGAUCUCCACCGAGAGCUGCUCAUGAAUCAGAAAAGGGGUCUUGCCCCGCAGAAUAAGCCAGAACUGCAGAAGGUGAUGGAAAAGCGAAAACGGGACCAAGUCAUGAAGCAGAAGGAGGAAGCGGCGCAGAAGAAGAAAUCGGACCUGGAGGUCGAGCUGCUGAAGCGGCAGCAGAAGCUGGAGCAGCUUGAACUCGAGAAGCAGAAGUUGCAAGAGGAGCAAGAAAAUGCACCCGAGUUCGUGAAGGUCAAAGGCAACCUCAGGAGGACGGGCCAGGAAGUGGCCCAAGCGCAGGAGUCGUAGGUGUGAGGCCGGAAGCUGCCCAGGCCUCCUGCCUGCUGGUCCUGGGCCCCGCGUCCAGCCCGGCCCGGCCAGCACUGUGACUUUAACGAGGAUUCGGUUCCCUUCUCCUCCACUCUGGGUGCACCAGCCGCCUGUGACCGUUACAGUUCCGAUUCGCCAAAUGAAGGACAUAAACCAGCGCGGACGUCGGAUAACGCACCUGUGCUCACGGGCGCCCACAGCAAGGCCACGGUCACGGAGGAGGAGGAGGAGAACACGGAAUCCAUGUUUGAAAGUGGCUUCGCUAUCGCGCCCAGGCUGCGUCCAGCUGAACACGGUUUCUUCCUCGGGACCCCAGGAUGGCCUCAUCGCUUCUCUCAUCACUGUCGGGGAAUCCAGUAGAUCGCCUUUAAGUGCCCUCGACGGAUGCGCUGCUCCCAAAGCUUGCAGGUCGCGGGUCAGGCAGCUGAAAUGUUCUCGUCUCCGUCUGCUUUCGCCUAUGUUCAGAUGAGCACCCUGCGUGACCAGGGCUCACCGCUGGCCCCGGCCCCCAUCCCGGCAGUGGGCGGGUGGGAAGGGUCAGAAAUCUGGAAACUUUUCCUGCUCAUAAACAUAAGUCGGCAAACAUCCUCCUUUGGUCUCCUUUGCGCUGCUUUGGACCCUGGGCGCUUCGCCGGCUCCAUGUGUGGCGGUUUUUGGAGAUUUCCUGCUGAGGUCUGAAAGCCGCCCAGCCAGGCCACGGGGGAAUCACGUCCAUCUGUCUGCGGCCCGGCUUCCGUGGCAAGAUGCAGGCUCUGGGGCUCUUGCUUCCCCUGAGAGCACAGCACACUGGCAGCUCACUGCUUCCGGCCAGCAGGUGCUCCUGGUUUGGGUGGGGGGCAGUUUCGAGACCACCCCUGGCAGUAUGUGGGUGCUCAGGGGAGUUGCUCCCAGGGGUGCCCGAGAGGCUGUGUGGUGUCAGCACGGGCCUGGGCUCAGCCACGCAUGCCCGGCGAGUGUCUUCACGCCAGCCUCCCUUCUUCCUUCUCUGGGGUUUUUAAUGUGAAGCAAACAGAGGCCAGCCUCUGGGGGCCCCUGGCGGGAGACUGGAUAGUGAUGAGACUCCAGGCUCCGCGGAUUCUGAGAAAUGAGCACACUGUGCUUUUCCUCUCCCUGUCCUCCUCACCCUGUGUCUAUGAGUGAGUCUCAGGAAAGCCAGGGGUGGGGAGAGGCCACUCGGCACCUCCCUUCACAGCCUACCCGAGCCAGCGCCGGUUAGGGCUGGCACCAAGAUUCUGCAGGCAACAUCCAUUUAAAUUGCAGUGACGGGCAGUCUGGAUGGUCUGGGGGUACAACCCAUUCUCUGUACAAACAGAUGGUUCGGCCAGUGAUUCCUGAUGCAUGUCCCUGGCCCCCACAGGGGCUCUCAAGUGCGGGGGCCUGAGCACUGGGGGCUGGCGGCUAGCACUGGGACGCUUUCGUGUCUGUAGCUGACAUUAGGCUCAUUCAGUCCCAAUGUGCAGAUAACAAAGUCGAGGGAGUGCAGCCACUGCCCCUGACCCGUGAUGCUGCAGAGCAAACGCCGUCCUGUCCAGGUUUGCUUCUGAGAGACGGCAUGGUGACCGGGGUUAGGCGGCGUUUGGGCCACAUCUGCCGACGCUUGGGAGUUACUCCAGAUUCGAUGCCUGGGGUUGCUCCCUGCAGUGCUCGGGGGACCAAGGGAUCAAAUCCAGGCUCCUGCUUGCAAACUCUGCCCUCUGACCCCCUGAGCCAUCUCCCCGGGCCCCCCACAUCCCACUUCUGAUCCUUCAUUGUCUGAAACUCUUUCUCCGUGGACACGGGCUGAUGGCUGUGACUUGUGCAGGGAAGAUUCAGGCAGGGCGAGCAUUGCCUGUCACGGGAUGUUGGCUCCUUUGGUCCCGCGUCCCUGAAUCCUUAAGCCACUGGACCACUUGGUGAAAUUUCCAGGAGCCCACACCUUCCUUGUGAAGGGCCGGUUCUUUUCCUCCGGCCCACUGAGAACUUCUCUUGGAAAAAAAAAGUAAAUCACGAAAGCCUUUUUCUGCCGGACCCCCCUUCUCCCCUCCCCCCACGCCGCUACAGGCUUCUUUGCAGUGAAUAGAACCAGGUCUGGUCGAAAGUAGACUUGUAAAUAGCGUUGGGAUGACUUAGAGCUAAGCAGGUUCAUGCGUUAGAGACGCUUGGCUCAGCUCUCCGAGCUUCUGGAGUCCCUCCAUCCGCUUCUGUUCCAUCCAGCCCAGGCGCCUGAGCUCCCAAGCAUCCGGCCAGUUUAGUGCUUUGAGCCACUUUCCCACCCAAAGGGCCCACUCGGUGGUUUUCUUACAAUCGUUCCGUAUCUCCUGUGUCCUGGUCAACCAGUAGGGUUGCUUCCUAAGCCAGAGCGGUCGACUUUAUCUUUCCAACGCCGAAAGAGCUGAACUUGGUCGAAUGUAUAUAAUAUAUAUAAAGGCAGCCUUAAUGGAUUUGUUUUCAUAAUUUAAUAUUUUUUGUAUUUGCUCUUGUAUAAUUGUUUUUAAUGGAAAGUAUUACAGAAUCGAGGAUGGAAUUCUUAGAACCAAAGUUAUUCUUAAUAAAAAUCACCACACACUUGGA